This is a messenger RNA of Suillus subaureus, 729 nucleotides long. RefSeq lists its product as uncharacterized. Lineage: Eukaryota; Fungi; Basidiomycota; Agaricomycetes; Boletales; Suillaceae. The transcript has 4 exons. The coding region runs from base 1 to 729 and encodes 242 amino acids. The record is from RefSeq and is a predicted model, not a curated record.
AUGGCUCGAAUGUUCCCCACGUCUGAUCCGUCCCUGCCACCCUAUAGGUCUCUCAUAGUACAAGGAAAUUAUCACCCUUCAGCUCCAAUUCAUAUGUGUCUGUCGGUUCCAACGGGUGCCAAGGCUUUACUUCUUUCUUCUGCUCGACAGGCUCUCAUACGUAGCCUUCGGGGGUACAGCGACGAAUGGCUUCUUACCAAUUCUGGAAUAGGGAACACUUGUCAAAGUAGUUCCGAAGUUGACAUCUUCUACCCACCAACCCCAAAUCACCUGGUCGUGUUAUUAUCCGCGUUUAGAACAUACAAGGCCUCCGAUCCUGUACCCCUCGAUGCCAAAGCAACUCUAGGUUCCGUUCCGUCGUUGCUUGUUUUGCACGAACUAUCUGCGUACUUUUUACCCAUAAAUGAAAACAAACCAACUCCUAUGCGCUUCGUUCUAUUUGAUUCACAACUUGACAAACUGAAGCUUCCCGUCCUACGAACCCCAACUGUCCCCGUGUUCGGCGGAGAAGAGAAUGACGAUGAAACACUUAGACCCGAAUCUGUCGCUUUUGUGGCGCACAGGUAUUUUGAAUGGGUGGGCACGUUUGACCGCGGAAUACGCCGCUGUGCUCUCACGCUGCACAAGCAAGGCAGUGACAUCAAAUCGGAUAUCGUGUGGCGGUGGUCAGAAGUUCCAGAACAGACGCAUAGCCGUUGUGAGAGACUUGCAAUCACAUUUGCCUGGUGA